AUGAGAGCAAAGAACAAAUGGAGGCAUGGCUUACAGGGAGAACUGAACAAAUGGAGGCAUAGCUUACUGGGAGAACUGAACAAAUGGAGGCCUAGCUUACAGAGAGAACGGAAGAAAUGGAGGCGCAGCUUCCGGAGAGAACAGAAGAAAUGGAGGCGUAGCUUCCUGAGAGAACAGAACAAAUGGAGGUGUAGUUUACAGGGAGAACUGAACAAAUGGAGGCGUAGCUUCCUGAGAGAACAGAACAAAUGGAGGCAUAGCUUACAGGGAGAACUGAACAAAUGGAGGCGUAGCUUACAGAGAGAACGGAAGAAAUGGAGGCGUAGCUUCCGGAGAGAACAGAAGAAAUGGAGGCGUAGCUUCCUGAGAGAACAGAAAAAAUGGAGUUGUAGUUUCCUGAGAGAACAGAACAAAUGGAGGCGUAGCUUCCUGAGAGAACAGAACAAAUGGAGGCGUAGCUUCCUGAGAGAACAGAACAAAUGGAGGCGUAGCUUACAGAGAGAACAAAUGGAGAACAAAUGGAGGCGUAGCUUCCUGAGUGAACAGAACAAAUGGAGGCGUAGCUUCCAGAGAGAACAGAACAAAUGGAGGCGUAGCUUCCUGAGAGAACAGAACAAAUGGAGGCGUAGCUUACAGAGAGAACAGAACAAAUGGAGGCGCAGCUUACAGAGAGAACAGAACAAAUGGAGGCGCAGCUUACAGAGAGAACAGAACAAAUGGAGGCGCAGCUUACAGAGAGAACAGAACAAAUGGAGGUGUAGCUUCCAGGGAAAACUGAACAAAUGGAGACGCAGCUUACAGGGAGAACAGAACAAAUGGAGGCGCAGCUUACAGAGAGAACAGAACAAAUGGAGGCGCAGCUUACAGAGAGAACAGAACAAAUGGAGGCGCAGCUUACAGAGAGAACAGAACAAAUGGAGGCGUAGCUUCCAGGGAAAACAGAACAAAUGGAGGCGCAGCUUACAGGGAGAACAGAACAAAUGGAGGCGUAGCUUCCAGGGAAAACAGAACAAAUGGAGACGCAGCUUACAGGGAGAACAGAACAAAUGGAGGCGCAGCUUACAGAGAGAACAGAACAAAUGGAGGCGCAGCUUACAGAGAGAACAGAACAAAUGGAGGCACAGCUUACAGAGAGAACAGAACAAAUGGAGGCGUAGCUUCCAGAGAGAACAGAACAAAUGGAGGCGUAGCUUCCAGGGAAAACAGAACAAAUGGAGGCGCAGCUUACAGGGAGAACAGAACAAAUGGAGGCGCAGCUUACAGAGAGAACAGAACAAAUGGAGGCGCAGCUUACAGAGAGAACAGAACAAAUGGAGGCAUAGCUUCCAGGGAAAACAACAAAUGGAGGCGCAGCUUACAGGGAGAACAGAACAAAUGGAGGCGCAGCUUACAGAGAGAACAGAACAAAUGGAGGCGCAGCUUACAGAGAGAACAGAACAAAUGGAGGCAUAG
This is a messenger RNA of Ylistrum balloti, 1452 nucleotides long. Its product is annotated as bifunctional endo-1,4-beta-xylanase XylA-like. The record is from RefSeq and is a predicted model, not a curated record. The coding region runs from base 1 to 1452 and encodes 483 amino acids. Lineage: Eukaryota; Metazoa; Mollusca; Bivalvia; Pectinida; Pectinidae. The transcript is spliced from 2 exons.